CCUACCUACCUGUGCGUCAACCCAAAACUGCGAGUCGGAGUUGGAUGCAGUACCCAAAUACCUAUUGCUAUGAUCCAAAUAUGCCAGUUCAAUCAGUGCAUCAUGUUAUAUUAGCUGCAUCUAAACUGUGCUGUGAUAUUAGACUAUGUGUCUGGAAAUAAGUGUAUUUUGCAUUCUCUCCAUUCAACUCUUAUCGCCAGUAAUUGUAAACGAAGAAACUUAAAUGACAGUUUCUUACUGAAAUAUGUGAAAUUCCUUUUAUACUAGUAUCCGGGUGACGACUAGGUGUGAGGGGCAUCAUAAUACAAAUGCUGCUGUACCAUCUUUGCCAGGAUAUUAGUUGAUGAAAUAAUGGCACACUACAAGUCCAAUGGGUGUCCUUUGAGUUCAUUAUGGGCAGUGAACUGUGCACGGCAACCAGUUAUUUCAAUGUUUAUGGAUAAGAAUGCCUUCAGAGGUGCUCCUUUCAUAGAUGUUUAUACUGCAGCAAGCACUGGAGAUUAUGAUGUCAUAUACCAUGUUUUGAAUAGCAGUGAAAAUGGUAGAUUGUUGAUGAAGAAUAUAAGUGGAUGGACUCCACUGAUGUAUGCAUGUUACAAUGACCAUGACAAAAUAGUGGAACUGUUGAUUUCGUGGGGUGUUGACAGAUUUGACUGUAACGGUGCAGGAGAGACACCCCUCAUGCUUGCAGCCUUAAAUGGAAAUGAGAAGAUGUUGGCGUUAGUUUAUAAGGACAAUAUUAUCAACAUGACAGACAAACGAGGGUGGAGCGCACUUUUUCAUGCUGUAUCCAGGAGACGGCAAAAUGCUGUUGCAUUUCUACUUGAGCAUGGAGCAGAUGUUAAUUUAGUUGCUCGUGACAAUGGUUACACAGUGCUGAUGGUGGCUGCAGCAACUGGGAAGAUAAGUGUAGUGAAAAUGCUUCUAGCUGCAGGAUGUAACCCUUCCAAGGUAUCUUGGGAGGGAGAAAGUGCGAUAUCUAUAGCUCAUUCUUGCGGGUUUUUUGAUAUCGUAAGAAUGUUAUCAUCCAGCGCCAGGUUUUGUGAGUUGCACUUGAUUGAUUUACAUAAUCUGCUUUGUUCACUGGAUCUUAUGGAUUAUUGGCCAUUAUUUCAAAUGCGAAACAUAGACAUGGAAACCUUCUUUUCAUUUACGGAAAAUAACUUGAAGGAUAUUGGAGUCACGUGAGUGCCGCUUGGGACCACGUAAGAAGAUGGCUUCUACUAUUUCGCAAUGGAGGCAGCAGCGCCGCCCUUCACAUGCUCAGUUGUGUCCCAUGUGUCACAGACAAUAUCUGUAGGGAUGAACAUGUACAGUCUGCCUUUCGCUUCAUGAUUUUUGAAGUUAAGAGACUGUUGCAUACAACAGAAGUAUUAGAUCAAUAUGACCAAGUGUGAGAAAUGUGCCAUUUAUUUUAUCAUUGAUAUGUGCUCCAUUUUAUUUAUGCAUGCAUGCAUUUAUGAAUGAACCGAUUGAUUGAUUGUUUUGCCAUGUGACUUGAGUACAGUAUAUAUAUAUAAGACUAUAAAAAUUUCCAUUCAAGUACAAAUAAGGGGAACAUUUUUAUAAAAUAAGCUUAAAUUAUGUUUUAGGAAUUUAUUAUUUUCAAUGAUUAUUUAUUUUAUAUUAUGACAAAAUAAGAAUUAACAUCAUACAAAUACAAGUAAGAACACUUU
Messenger RNA from Zootermopsis nevadensis, 1676 nucleotides. NCBI's taxonomy places the organism in Eukaryota, Metazoa, Arthropoda, Insecta, Blattodea, Termopsidae. The record is from RefSeq and is a predicted model, not a curated record.